This is a messenger RNA of Phragmites australis (common reed), 339 nucleotides long. RefSeq lists its product as uncharacterized. The record is from RefSeq and is a predicted model, not a curated record. Bases 1 to 339 code for a protein of 112 amino acids. Lineage: Eukaryota; Viridiplantae; Streptophyta; Magnoliopsida; Poales; Poaceae. The transcript has a single exon.
AUGACCGACAUUGGUGACCUCCAUUUCUUCCUCGGCAUCGACGUCCACCGUUCUGCAGAUGGCCUAUUUCUCUCCCAGAGAUACUACAUCGUCGACCUUCUCCAGUGCGCAGGCAUGGCUGAGUGUCAUUCGACGAUGACACCUGUUGACAUGAAAGCCAAGCUCUCCGCUUCUGAAGGUGAGCCCAUUGCCAAUUCGACUGAGUACCGCAGUCUUUUCAGUGCCAUGCAGUACCUCACCUUGACUUGUCCAAAUCUUGCUUACGCCGUUCAGCAAGUCUAUCUCUACAUGCAUGAUUCGCGCGAACCUCACUUAUACAUGAUCAAGCGCAUCCUCUGA